GGAAUCUCCGGCCUCAUUAGACAAAAAUGGAGCCCCGUCCCUUGGUACGGUACCUUAUAUGAGAAUGGUAUGAGACACAGCUAUUGUCAUCCUUAAUUUUCAUCAGGAGACCCAGAAGAAAGAGGGGUUUACACGGUCAACAAGGAAGGAGGCCUCACCCCUGCAGAAGCAGGAACUAGAGUCCACCCUGGAUAACAACUGUUAGUGAAAACAUGGAGGGCCAAGAUGAGAAAUCCCAGACAUCUAGACCUUCGGACUCCAAAUCCUUGACUAUUACUUCCUCAACUCCCCAGCUAUUAAAGUCUGAGUUGCCUACUGAGGAAUUGAUGGGGAAGGGACAGAAGCUUGACACUCUGUCACCAAACAUUUGGUCUGAUGAAGAUAAUGAUGAAAUAUUGGAGACCACAGACAGUGAUGAACUGAAGGAUAAAGCCCCCCCUGAUCGACCAUACUGGGCCAAUAAAAUUGAAUACCUUCUGGCCCAGGUGGGCUUCUCUGUGGGGCUGAGCACCAUCUGGCGCUUUCCUUACCUGUGUUUUCACAACGGAGGUGGCAGUUUUCUCAUCAUCUACAUCCUCAUGCUGUUCUUGAUCGGGGUUCCUCUUCUAUUCCUGGAGAUGGCAGCUGGUCAGAGAAUGCGUCAGGGCAGCAUUGGUGUAUGGAAGGUCAUCAGCCCCUGGAUUGGUGGUGUGGGGUAUACCAGCUUCAUGGUGUGCUGCAUUGUGGGCUUGUACUACAGUGUGCUCAUGGCCUGGAGUCUCUUCUAUUUAGUUCAGUCUUUCCAGUCUCCACUGCCUUGGUCAGUGUGCCCCUUACUGAGGAACUCCAGUACUUACGAUCCUGAAUGUGUGCGGACAACAUCCACUACGUACUUUUGGUACCAGAAUGUAUUGAAGGCCACAGACAAAAUCGAAAUGGGUGGGCUACCAGUUAAGCAUCUCAGUGUCUCUGUCUUUGUGACCUGGUUAAUUAUCUGCAUCUCCAUGAUCAGAGGACCCAAGUCCUCUGGAAAGAUGCUGUAUGUCUCAGUGAUCCUUCCCUACUUCAUCCUUCUCUGUCUCCUUAUCCGGAGUCUCACGCUGGAGGGUGCAAAAUUUGGUCUCGACAGUUUGUUGGCUGCCCAGGUGCCAGCUCUGUACUCUGUGGAAGUGUGGCGCCGGACAGGGAACCAGAUCUUUUUAUCCAUGGGCCACGGCUUUGGCAGCUUCAUCGCAAUCAGCUCAUACAUCCCUCGAUCCAACAACUGUGUCAUGGAUGCCUUUGCUGUGGCUCUCCUCAACUUGGUUGCCUCACUGACCGCCAUGGUGUUUGUAUUUGCCACAAUGGGCCACUUGGCCACAAAGAACAACAACAAAUGUUACGUAAAGAAUGCCAAGACAGUGAUGAAUCUGAUAGUUACCGGGGUGCUGCCUCCUGAGGUCCAGCCCCCAGACAGUCUGUAUUAUGAGCCAAGCUCCAUCUACCCCAAAUGGUUCAAGAACCUUCCUGAACAAAUGAAAAGCAUGAUCCUUCCCCAUUUGUCCAAUUGCAACUUAUCUGAACAAUUGAAGGAGGUUAUGGAGGGUCCUGGUGUGGCCUUUGUGGCAAUCACUGAUACCAUCUCUGUGUUUUCUGGAUCCACUCUCUGGGCCAUCGUCAUCUUCGUGUUGCUGGCAAACCUGGGGCUGAGCACCAUGAUAGGGAUCAUGCAGGGCAUUAUUACCCCUCUCCAGGAUACCUUCGCUUCCCUCAGGAAACAGACAAAACUGCUUACAGUGGGCAUCUGUGUGCUUAUGUUCCUGGGCAGCCUCAUUUUUGUGAGACCUUCUGGCAGCUACUAUGUGAACCUGCUGGAUGAUUACUGGGCAUCUCUGCCCCUCCUCCUCAUUGUCAUCUUGGAGAAUGUGGCCAUGGCCUGGAUCUAUGGAGCCAGGAGGUUCCUUGCAGACCUGAUUAUCAUGUUGGGCCGCCCCAUCUCCCCCAUCUUUCGUUGGCUGUGGUGCUUUCUGUCUCCAUUUGUGCUGCUAGUCCUGUUUGUAAACACCCUGAUUCAUCUGUGUCGGAAGAACAUCACCUACUUGGCCUGGGACUCAAGCAUUUCAAAUGAGGUGAUCCGAACUUACCCAUCAUGGGCUAAAGUCUUGCUCAUCAUCUCCAUCGUCAUUACCAUCUUGCCUAUCCCUGCCUACUUCCUGUACACACUCAUUGAUGUGGCUUUUCCAGUCUCUGUGAUUCACAGUGAGGUCACAGUUAUCUUCAAACCUGAAGCUAAAGGGAACUCGCUGAAGCCCCAUCCACAGCUUCAGGUGAUGCAAAGUCAAAAGGUUGAUAAAAUGGAUAAAUAACCAGGGAAAAACCUCUCUGCCAUGUGAGUAAUUCAUCUUGGAAAUAAAGACUUGGUUUAUUUGGCAAAA
Messenger RNA from Acinonyx jubatus (cheetah), 2393 nucleotides. Its product is annotated as orphan sodium- and chloride-dependent neurotransmitter transporter NTT5-like. Gene Ontology annotation, biological process: sodium ion transmembrane transport. The transcript is spliced from 12 exons. The record is from RefSeq and is a predicted model, not a curated record. Lineage: Eukaryota; Metazoa; Chordata; Mammalia; Carnivora; Felidae. Gene Ontology annotation, cellular component: membrane. The coding region runs from base 213 to 2324 and encodes 703 amino acids.